UAUUAGUCAAAAGCAAGCCGUCCGUCAAAUAGGCAGAAAAAGAAGAAGAAGACAAACCAAAAUUUAAACAAAUAUAUUAGUUUUUUUUCACAUUUCUCGUUCACAAUUUCCAACAAUUUCAUUGCAAAAUGGAAGUUGACGAGGAUGUGUCAUCAAUUUGUGAGUCUACGCUCUCACUGUCUGAAGGAUGUCGCCUGCCUGUUCGAAUGAAUGGAACCGACGAUUGGCCAUUAGCUGAAAUAAUCAGUAUUCGUGAAAUGCAGGGCCAAUUAGUGUUUUAUGUUCAUUAUGUGGAUUUUAACAAACGUCUUGACGAUUGGGUCACAGAAGAUUACCUAGACACACGAAAAGUGCAGUUCCCGCGAAAAGAUGGCACGGCAACGGGUCAAAAUACAGGAGUCACAACGCCGAAGCGAUUUAUAUCAAAUUCAAUGGGCCCAUUGGGCUUGAAUUCGACGACAUCGCGACCCACCAGUCCAAAGGCUGACAUCGAAAAUGAUUUGGUUAACGGAAAUACUGUGAUGGCGGCAGCACUUCAAAAGAAAAUCAACCGCAAACGAAAAAUGGAUGCCGCCGUUCCACCGUCACCAAUCACACCAACGGCAUUGACGCCGCGACAACAAUCGGCCAUCCUGAAAUCGACACCAUCCGUCGAAAAGAUAAACGCAUCGGAGCCAGUUUCUGUGCCAACGACACCAAGCGUCGGUGGUGAAGAUUCAAACGACGCUAGUCAAUCGGCAUCAACGCUAACCCCGCGACAAUCCGGCAGCAUGGUCACACACCAUGAUGAUGUAGUGACGCGAAUGAAAAACGUCGAAAUGAUCGAAUUAGGAAAGCAUCGAAUAAAACCGUGGUAUUUUGCGCCAUAUCCGCAGGAAAUGUGCGGCGAACCCUGUAUCUAUAUCUGUGAAUUUUGUUUAAAGUAUCGCAAGAGUCGAAAGUGUUUGGAACGUCAUUUAGUUAAAUGUAAUCUGCGUCACCCGCCCGGCAACGAAAUCUAUCGCAAGCAAACGAUUUCAUUUUUUGAAAUUGAUGGCCGCAAGAACAAAUGCUACGCACAAAAUCUCUGUUUACUCGCCAAAUUGUUCCUCGAUCACAAAACACUCUACUAUGAUACGGAUCCUUUCCUAUUUUACGUGAUGACUGAAUACGAUCCGCGCGGUUUUCACAUUGUCGGCUAUUUUUCAAAGGAGAAAGAAAGCACCGAAGAUUACAAUGUUGCUUGUAUUCUGACAAUGCCGCCAUACCAACGCAAAGGCUAUGGCAAAUUGCUUAUUGAAUUUAGUUACGAAUUGUCAAAAUUCGAAGGAAAAACGGGUUCGCCAGAAAAACCAUUAUCCGAUUUAGGAUUGUUGUCAUAUCGCUCAUAUUGGGCGCAAACUAUUUUAGAAAUAUUCCUUAGUCAAAAGCCAUCGGGCGACAGUGAACGUCCUCAGAUUACAAUCAAUGAGAUUUGCGAGUUAACAAGUAUCAAAAAAGAGGACGUGAUAUCAACGCUUCAGAAUUUAAAUCUAAUUAACUAUUACAAAGGUCAAUAUAUUAUUUGUAUAAGUAUGGAAACGAUAAAGCAACAUAAGAAAUCAAUGGAAAAUCGAAAAAUUCGCAUCGAUCCAAAGUGUCUGCACUGGACACCGAAGGAUUGGUCAAAACGAUCAAAAUGGUAAAUGACAUGAUGCAGACCGAAUAAACAAAGGAAUCAUUUGACGUUUACGUUGUGUACCACCGUUGAGUAUUUCCAAUUCAUAAAACUAAUUCUCAUCUCAUCGUUUAAUAUGACUUAAAAUUCCAUUAUUGAAAGAGAGAAAAAAAGGAUCAAAACAAAGUUCAAUUUUUUUUUUAAAUCUGCGUGUAUUAUCUCGUCUCUUCUUUUUCAGUAGUAAUAAUUUAUUAUUGAAAUGUGAACUUGGUGUUUUGCUUUACAUUUAAAACUCUUUACAAACAAAUAAAUAAGAAACAGAAUAAAAAAAAACAAACAAACAAUUUCAUGACUUUGCUACGCCGUUUACGAAGUACUACCGAUGAGCAGGAAUUCGAUUUAAUUCAAAGUAGAUAAUAAAUUUUUAGUAGAAACUGCAACUAAGACAAAACGUGAUUUCAACACACACACACAAACAAAACAAAUUACACAAAUAAAAAACAACAAAGUGAAAUGAAAAUAACCAACUGAAACUAUGUAGAUUUUUGAACCGAAUUGUAAUAGAUUUACAAAACAAAUCAAUGUGAAUAAAUGUUAUUUUCGAAAAA
Sitodiplosis mosellana (orange wheat blossom midge) is the source of this 2244-nucleotide messenger RNA. RefSeq names its product histone acetyltransferase Tip60 (gene Tip60). Bases 129 to 1664 code for a protein of 511 amino acids. Gene Ontology annotation, biological process: regulation of DNA-templated transcription. The transcript has 7 exons. NCBI's taxonomy places the organism in Eukaryota, Metazoa, Arthropoda, Insecta, Diptera, Cecidomyiidae. The record is from RefSeq and is a predicted model, not a curated record. Gene Ontology annotation, molecular function: histone acetyltransferase activity.